AUGAGCUUCGUCGGCGGAACAAUAGACUUCAUCAAAGUGAAAAUUUUCAAGACCCGCAAGAAGAUGUGCAUGUGCGACAUGCGUGGCAUGUAUCGUUGGAAUUUUUGGGGGAAGUGCCGCAUCUGCUAUCGAAUUUUUGCGUGGAUCCCAGUACUCUUCAUACUGGCAGUUGUAGCAUGGGCAUAUUAUGCCUAUGUGUUCGUGUUGUGCUUUACCGUGGUCCAAGAGCGGUGGAUUGCGGCCCUUUACAUGGUCUUAUUCCAUGGUACUUUGUUCCCAUUUCUUUGGGCUUACUAUCAAGUCGUCAUGCGGAAUCCGGGGGAAGUUCCCACGCAUUUUAGGCUUUCAGCUGAAGCGUGCGACAGGAUGCAAGGGAUGAAUACCGUGGCGGAUCAGAAUCGGUUUCUGAAUGAAAUCGCCCGCGGUUUACCGCUGAUAACGAGGAGUUUCGAAGAAAAUGUCAGGUUUUGUGAAAUAUGUGCGCACAUCAAGCCCGACAGAAGUCACCAUUGCAGCGUUUGUGGGACGUGUGUUUUGAAGAUGGAUCAUCAUUGCCCAUGGGUGAACAAUUGUGUCGGCUACGCAAACUAUAAAUUCUUCAUACUCUUCCUCUUCUAUGCAUUCGUGCUUUGUUUCGUCGUUGGAUUGACAGUACUGCCCCAUUUCAUUGCAUUUUGGGAGCGCACGGGGCUUUCAGAUCCCACCAGCACGGAACCAAGCCCAGGAUUCGGGUCAAGAUUCAAUAUACUUUUCUUGUUCUUCGUUGCCGUGAUGUUCGGAAUCAGUGUAUCGAUUCUGUUGUCGUAUCAUAUGCACUUGGUUUCAAGGAAUCGAACAACCUUAGAAGCUUUUCGACCUCCGGUAUUGUCCAGUGGACAAGACAAGCAUGCCUUUGAUCUCGGUUGCUUACGUAAUGUGGAACAAGUCUUCGGCCCGACGAAGCUCAUGUGGUUUGUGCCGAUGAAGACUUGUGCCGGAGAUGGUGUCGUUUAUCCUACUCGAGCUGGAGUUCGUGUGACAACGUACGCCUCGAUGGAAGAUGGGGCGCAAAAUCCGUUGCAUUCAGAUUCUUACGGUGGGAGUGGUGACGGUGUUGGACGACUGGACUCUUCGCGGUAUGAUACUGCGCCAUUGACUAAUGGAGCUGCUCUGGAUACUGGUUUGAAUGCCGUGGUCAUUGACUCCACUGUAAACGAGGACGAACUGGUGGACGAAAUUAAUGCGCUCACAGUUGAAGACCUCAAUAAUGAAUGCUCAACUAGACUUAUGAAAUGGAUGAAUUAUUUGGAUGUUGAUCCAACAAUGGAAACGGAGCUGCAUACGUUUCCUGAAGUUUUUGACUUACCCGAGCAAAGUCAACUUAGGAAAGAUUGCGCAGAAGCUGUUGAAAAACUAGGUAAUGAAGACGAAGACAAGGUUUCAGUCCUGUCCGAUCUUGAAUCAAUUUUGUCGUGCUAUUGCAAGCAGCAUGAAAUACCGUAUUCCACGAGCAACGGCUGGUUGGAUGUAAUUCUACCGCUCAUAUCUUUGAAGGCUUCGAAAUACGAGCUGUACGCUAUGUUCUCAUCCAUGAUGGAAAGAUAUGUGCCAAGAGAUUGCUCGUUGAAAGGGAAGCCAUUCCAUCUUUUCCGACUCUUGUUGUUGUACCAUGAACCGGAAUUAUGCUCCUUCCUAGAUUCCAAAAAAAUUCUACCUGAUGCGUAUGCUAUGCAGUGGUUCCGCACUCUGUUUGCCUCUUCCACCGCGCUCAGCGUGAUCCAGAAUGUUUGGGAUUAUCACUUUCGACAGGAAGACCCGUUUUUCCUAUUCUUUCUUGCGUUAGUACUGCUCAUGAAUCAAAAAGGGGCUAUCCAUGAUUUUCAAGGGGCUUCGGAUGGAUUAGUUGACUUGAUUGUGGGAAUACCAAGCGGCGUAUGUGAAGACGACGUUGAGGACUUGUGUGCAUUAGCGCAUUAUUAUUCGGUGAAAACUCCGCAUUCUUAUUGGAAUGAAUUUAGGUAUAUAUUCAACCGAGAGAUCCGAUUCCCUGACGAAACUGCCUUGCCAGUGGAACUGAACCUCGCACAGGCUCUGUGCAUGCCAGUCACAGUUAAAGAGCUGCUGACGAGUACGUUGCUUGUUCGUCACGUUGGCGGGUGUUCUGAGCGACCCCGGUUUUUCGUCGUGGAUUGUAGGCCAGCGGAUCAGUACAAUGGUGGACACCUGCCGACUGCAUUCCACCUCGACGCCGAUUUGAUGCUACAAGAGCGGAACGCGUUUGCACUAGCAGCGCAGGGCCUUCUGACAGCGCAGAAACAAGCCAUUGCCGCGAAUAGCGUAGCCGGUGGAGAGCAUCUGUGUUUUAUGGGUUCCGGCAGGGAGAAAGAAGAUCAGUACGUUCACAUGGUCGUUGCGUAUUUUCUGCAGAAAAAUUGCACUUUCGUUUCGAUGCUGGUCGGAGGCUAUGCAGCCUUACACGAUGACCUCUCCGAAAACCUUUCCGGAGGGCUGAAGAACCACAACGCGGAUGCAUGCAUUAUUUGCUUAUCGGAGGAAACAACAGCGCGUACGAAAGGGAAAAGAAUGGGUUCGUCAGGAGCAGUGCAAACCUCGACGAGCUCGAAUAUGUCUACGCUGUUCGAUAAAAUUGGGUCAGCGGUGAAAAGUAAAUCUUCGGAAGUGAAAAAGCAGCUUGUAGACUACAUAACAAAUCCAACCGGAACGGGCAGCACUGUUGACGAAAAAGUGAAGCAUGUAUCACCUCGAGACAAAAUAGGACGAAUGUACCGCGGCAUGGCUUCAGUCUUCACAAUUGGAGACGACGAUCCCGACGAGGAGGGCUGUGGCGUUUCUGGCGAUAAUGAUGAUUUCAGUGCACCGGAGAUCGUUUCCAUUUCCACUUGGAUCGCAAAACCCGACGUUGUUGGACAUUUCCAAUGCCACGAAAUCAAGCCGAAUGGUCAUCUUUACGAAGCAACUUUGCUAGUAACAGAUACGCACAUGUACAUAUUGCGAAAAUCCGACCGCGACAAUGACGAAGCGUCGAUUUCUGUGAGGCGUGCUCUGAGCUCAGUUCUUAGAAUCACGUCACGAAAGAAACAGCCGGAGAUGAUAACUUUCCGCUACGGCGUCCGGGAGGGAGAGAACUUCAUCAUCACAGACAUGGAUCGGCUCAUAAUCCCGAAGGUAUCCGAGGCUACAAACUUGAUCAAAAGUAAAGUGCUGGAGUGCACGGAGGGCUUGGAUGCUGCGGAGGCGCAUCGCGGGGCGGAGGCGAGGGCUAAAUCUCCUACUUAGAGAGGAGAGCUAUUUUUUCCUCUGAAUGCCUCUUGCACGUGGAAAGCUUCCGCAGAAGUACUUGGUUUCACCCCGUGUGUUAUGCGCCUUUUUUGUUGUUGUUUUUUGGCCUUCGCAGCACAUAAUUUACUUGUGAUGGCUUCGCGUGAUUUUUUUUGCUCUCCGUCGGAAAUGCGAUGAUUCCCCUUUUUUAUUUCUGUGAAAGGGAAAAAAAAGAGAGCUUUUUGUUUGCUUUAACUUGACAAGGACGUUCGGAGUGAGUAGCGCUGUUUCAAUUGAUUCGGGCUUGUGUCUCUUCUCCCGGUAUUUUUCGGUAUAUUGCACCACGCAAGUCAUGCGUGACGUUCUUUGAAGUCAGCUGAAAGGGUUUUCUGGUGCCACUGUCAGAUUGCGUUUCCAAUGCUGGCACAUUCGAGAUUUCACGCGUUUGUGGAGUCAUUGGAAGGGUAUUUUUCACGGAAUUCUUGCUGUUCCAAGGGAGUAUUUUUUGCUAAAUUGAGGAUUGUCGUUCAAGUAGGUUGUGUUGUGGCCAAUUUGUCGCUUGACUAUUGCAGAAAAAAUCGUCGGCAAAGAAAUGCUAUUCAUGAGGGAAACUGUUCUGGGUGUGAUGAUGUGGUUGAGAAGACUUGAUAUUUCGUGUUUUAGGGCAAGGAUAAACUUUGAAGAAAAUUA
Molecule: messenger RNA, 3948 nt
Organism: Notodromas monacha
Lineage: Eukaryota; Metazoa; Arthropoda; Ostracoda; Podocopida; Cyprididae
Source: the annotation of a GenBank genome assembly